Molecule: messenger RNA, 1743 nt
Organism: Spodoptera littoralis (African cotton leafworm)
Lineage: Eukaryota; Metazoa; Arthropoda; Insecta; Lepidoptera; Noctuidae
Source: the annotation of a GenBank genome assembly
AUGGGAGCCAGUACAUCGACGGAGCUGAUCCAGAUCGCUCAGAUACCAUUCGCAUUGCUGGCCAUCACUGGACUGGACGGGAUCCUGUGGCCCACGCAGACGUUGCUGAAAGAUGACGCAAUAUACGACUACAUAGUGGUGGGAGCUGGGUCAGCUGGUUGUGUGGUCGCCAGGAGACUCGCUGAGGAUGGGAACAACUCCGUGCUGGUACUGGAGGCUGGGGACGAUCCUCCUAUCACUGCUAUGAUAGCAGGAGUAUUCGACUUACUACCAGGAUCGUACGUGGACUACAACUACACUUCCACUCGGGAUGAGUACGCAGCUCGCAGCCAGAAUAACUAUACGAUGAUCACCGCUGGGAAAAUGUUAGGAGGCAGCGAUUCACUCAACCACUUCAUCCAUACUAGAGGAACAGAAUAUGACUAUAACUGCUGGGCCAAAAUGACCAACGAUGAUUCCUGGAGAUAUGAAAAUGUACUUCCCUAUUUCAAAAAAAGCGAAAGAGUAGAUGACCCGGAGAUCCUACAAGCAUAUGGCGAGUAUCAUGGUAUAAAUGGGCCUAUGGGUAUUACUAGACAACUUGAAAAUGAUACAGUUAGUGAUUUAUUAAAAGCUUUCGCUGAAGCUGGUAAUCCAUCAGUACUGGACUUGAAUGCAAAUGUGUAUAUAGGUUACACUCAACCACAGUACAUGUUUGCUGAUAGAAAACGACAGACACCAGCGUACACUUACCUCAAACCUAUCAAAGAUUACUCGAAUCUUCACGUUUCUAAAAACACCAGAGUUACAAAGAUUAUUUUCGAAGGCAAAGUCGCCGUCGGUGUCGAGGCUAUGUACAAAGGCAAAACAUACAGAUUCCGAGCUGCAAAAGAAGUAAUAGUAUGUGCAGGAGUAUACAAUACUCCUCAGCUACUCAUGCUGUCAGGAAUCGGUCAUAGAAAACAUUUGAAGUCUUUCAAUAUUGAUUUAAUCCAAGAUCUACCCGUCGGAGAUAAUCUAGUAGACCAGGUUGCAGUCACGAUAGUACACAAAUUGAAAAAAUAUCCGAUACCAAUCCCUGCCAUACCCAGUGACUUGACGAAAAUACCUUUUCCUAUUUUAAUAGGAUCGGCAGCUUUAAACAAAACGAAACAAAUCCCAGAAUAUCAAACGUUCAACAUAUUCCUUGCCCAUGACUUGCCAUACUUGACAAUUGCUUGUGCCCAAGUGUUCGGUCUGCGGAAUGAAAUAUGUGACAGAUGGCAGAAACAGGUCGAGUCUAGAGACUCAUUGUACACUAUUCUGACUAUCCUCCAGCCGAAAUCAAGAGGCAGAGUGCGUUUAGCAAGCAGCAAUCCAUACGACGACCCAAUAAUUACAACUGGUUUCUUUGAUAAAGACGAAGAUUUGAUGAACAUGUUGAAGUAUGUAAAAGACUUUAUUUCUGUUGGUGAGACGGAGUAUUUUAGAGAGAUUGGAGCCGGAGUAGUCGGUCUCGACCUUGAGGAGUGUGCAGACAAGGAAGCAGGUAGUGAUGAGUUUUGGAUAUGUUAUGUCCUGAAUCACGCCAGUAGUCCGUAUCAUCAGACCAGCACGUGUCCUAUGGGCAGAGUGGUGGACAGUCAGCUGCUGGUGAAUGGUGUAGAGAAGCUUAGAGUGGUCGAUGCGAGUGUGAUGCCCAGGAUCCCUCGCGCGGCUCCCAAUGCUGCCGUCAUCAUGUUGGCGGAGAAAGCUAGCGAUAUGAUCAAGAAUGCGAACCAAUGA